This is a messenger RNA of Lytechinus pictus (painted urchin), 18736 nucleotides long. RefSeq lists its product as uncharacterized. NCBI's taxonomy places the organism in Eukaryota, Metazoa, Echinodermata, Echinoidea, Temnopleuroida, Toxopneustidae. Gene Ontology annotation, molecular function: lipid carrier activity. The record is from RefSeq and is a predicted model, not a curated record. Gene Ontology annotation, biological process: lipid transport. The transcript has 28 exons. The coding region runs from base 41 to 16075 and encodes 5344 amino acids.
AACCAAAUUUCUUAACUCGUGGAAUCGUACUACCUCCAUCAUGAAGGCGGUUAGUUUUCUGCUAGUCAGCCUUCUUCUGGCCACCGCUGUGGUCGCUGGACCAUUUGGAUCCAGACGUGGUGAGGAGGUUGAACCCGAGUCUGAAUGUUCAGAGCUAACAAGAUUCCGAGAAGGGUUCCGAUAUGAAUUUGAUUACACAACCGAAACCAUCACUGGCAUAGAAGGCGCUGGACCUGGAUCAACAACCACCAUGACAAUGGCAUGCAAUGUUGCUAUCGAAUCACCAGAAAGGUGCAAGAAUGUCCUCAAGGUCACCUCCUGUCAUCUUAAUGGGAACAACCGGCUUGGUGAGGAGAUGAGUGCCCAUGACCUGGUCUUCCGCACUAAGAAUGGACGAAUCAUCGAGGUGCUGGCUCAUCCCGAUGAACCACUUCACAUCCUGAACGCCAAACGUGGUAUCCUCAGCAUGGUCCAGCUCGACUUUGAAGCCGAUGAUGUUGACCAGAUCACCCUGAAUGAAGUCUCCGUACACGGCAACUGCAGUAGCGAGAUGAAUGUUACUCAGCGUGAUGGAAGACAGAGGCCACGCAAGCUCGAGGUAGUGACUGAUCUCAACAACUGUAUGCUCAGGAAACGACCAGAGAAUAUGAGCAGAUGGCAGAGCUUCAAGGAUAUUGUCUUCAACACGACUGUCAUGGACAAGUUCCUCAACUCUUCAAGGACAUGCAGCUAUGAUCUGAAAGGAACUACUGCAGAAUUCAAACAGAUAGUAUGUGAAGAAGUUCACUCCUUCUGGCCAAUGAAUUUCAACAGUGAGAAUGGUGUUCGUACGUUCAUCCGUCAGAAUAUGCUAAGCACAGCCAUUGAUAAUUUGAACACAAUCAAGGUUGACCCAGCAAAUACCAGAUCAACAUGCCUGAGGUAUGAGCAUGACCCUAAGGAAGUUGGUCAGAAGCCUAGUGAUGUAACUGCUGACCAAGCCAUGGAUAUCCUGAAGGCACUUGUCAAGAUCUCUCGUGAGGAGAUUAAGAUGGAAAGUCCUCGACUUUUUGGCAGAUGGCGGACUGCUCUGGAGGGAAUGACAAACGAGACCAUCCAUGAAGUCUUUGAUCGUGCUUACAACUGCAGUGAAUACUCACAAACCUGCCGUGACAACCCAGAUAAGGAGAAAAUUGCCAGGGAAUAUCUUCUUGAUGGCCUCCUUCCUUGUACAACCAUGGCUUGCUUCAGUGUAAAGAACUAUGCCAUCGCUAAGGGAAUCAUCUCCAAGCCUCUUGCUAAUGCUUGGAUGGUAACCAUGGCUCUUCAGAACUACCCAACAUUGGAACUAAUGAGCGAGAUGCUACGUAUGGCUCAGUAUUCACCAUCACAAAUCACCAUCUUCCCCCUUAGUAUCAUGGUACACAACUACUGGGUGAAUAACGAGGAGAUUCACACUGCUGAAGAACUUCCAGAAUCAAUCAUCAAGACCAUCAGAUACCUGAAGUCUCUCAUUGGUAAUGACUGCACUGUAUCAGCAGAAAACCAACGUCUUGCACUUGUUGCUCUGAAGGCCAUAGGCAACAUCGGUGGGCCAGUUGAGCGAUAUGACCAGCUGGCUUUCAUAUACUCUGAGAGAGUAUCUCCAGUUCUUAUUGAGUGCACCAAGAACAGGCAGAUCCCAAGUGACAUCUCCAAGGCUGCCAUUCAGUCCAUGCGCCGAUUUGUGAUGAGUGACCAGCUCCGUGGCCAAGUCAUUUCUGAGCUAUUCAAGGAUACUUCUCUUGGGGUACCAGAAAGGAUCGCUUCCUAUCUCAUCACAAUGAAAGCUAAUCCUAGUAUCUCUGAGCUGACUGAAAUCUGGAACUUCUUGAAAACAGAACCAGUUAACCAGAUGAAAGCUUUCUGCUACUCUCACAUCCAGAAUGUCAUAGAGUCAAGCGAACCAACCUUACAACGGCUCAAGGAAAAUCUGAAGACUGCAAUGAAUGGUGAGCAACUACCAGAAUAUCCCAAGGAUAUCCGCAAGUACUCUCGCUUCUUUGAACUUUCAAAGAACCUGACUGAACCCUGGAGGAACAACACUGUCGCUGCCCAACUUGAGAGCGGCAUCAUUUUCAACCCUGAGAGCUACUUGCCUCAAGAAGUUAUGUUUCACUAUGUCCUAAAUGCUCUUGGAAAGAGCUGGGAUAUCUUUGAGACUGGCAUUGAGAUGAAAGGGUUCGAACCAAUCGUUGAAUCUGUCUUUGGACCUGAGGGUAUCUUCCCAGAGGUCAGCCUCCAGGCUAUGUUUGAAACCAUCGAUGAGAAAUUCUUGUCCAAGGUUCGGGAGUUUGCUGAGGCUCAACUUGAAAAGUGGGUUCCACAGCCAGCAGAGACCGAAAAUGAAGUCUUCAGCAAGAAGGGCAAAUUCGGCAAGAAGAUGAAGAAGAGGCAGUCUCAAAUUGGAGAGGCUCAGGUCAUUGAUGUCAUCCAUGAAAACACCAUGAACAAGCUCAACCAGCUACACUACCUUGUUGGCAUGGAACCAUCCGCUACUGAUGCUACUGUCUUCCUUCGUCUCCUUGGAAAUGAAUUUGGUUUCGUCAGUGCUGGUGAUGUUCUUUCUCUAAUCCCUUACACCAUGGGAAUUUACGAAGAAUUCAUGAACAAGACAAAACAGAUUCCACAGCUUCUGUCACAGGGGCUCAACCUAAACACAACUCGCUCUUUUGUAUUUAUGGACAAGACCUUUGUUUUGCCAACUGGUAUGGGUAUGCCACUCAACUGCAGCAUAAAUGGUACUGCUGUUGUCAGCCUCCGUAUGAAGAGUCAGUUCAGUUUGAAUCUUCCAAGGAUCAUUGCCGCAGGACAUAUUGCUCCAAGUGGUGCAGUAGAGGUUCUUGCUACCAUGGGUAUUGGUAUGCCAACCAAGGUAUUCACUGGGGUUAUGGCCAACGCAACAGUCUACCAUUCCUCCAAGAUCGAAGGAAACAUCACAAUUGAUGGCACUCACCUCAAGAUAAACCUUAACAACACCGACCGCCCAAUGAACCUCUUCAACUAUUCAACAACCUACAACCUGAUGAAGGCUAAUGGAGCCAUUGAAUACAUCCCAGGUGUUCUUCAAGAUGCUGUCCGAAAUCAGAGGUGUACCAAUGUCAGCAGGGUAUUUGGAGUUGACCUGUGUGUUUCAUGGGCCUAUCCCAAUGCAAGCUACGUUGCUGAAGCACCACGUUUCCCCUUUACUGGACCAAACAGCUUCAAUGUAACCCUUGUCAACACAGACCAAGCUUUGAAGGCAUACACCAUCGAUGCCCAGUACAAGCAGAUCAGGGAAGGUGGUGCACCACCACCAAUCUCAUUCAGCUCAAUUGGAAGGAGGAACAACAGAAACACUCAGGCAGCUAGCAACAUCAUUGAUACUGUCCGUGUAUCCUUCUAUGCACCAGGAGAGGAACAUACCCGCAACAUUACUUCACUCAUGAGUGUUGAUCGACUUCGCAAGACUGCCAAGUGGACAUUCACUGUUCCAGAGGUCAAGAACUUCAUCAUGUUUGCUGGACUCCUAAAUGAGACCACAGAUUCAUCCUCCUCGUACAGGGCUGUCUUCAAUGUUUCUGCUGCUGAGAACACAGCAUCAGUCGACUUUCUUGUUAGGAACGAGACAUCUGUAUCACAGAAGAAUCUUACAGCAGUCUUCAAUGCUUCCAUCAACAAUUUGUACUGGGCUGCUGUUGGACAGUUUGUCAAGCAGGAAGAGAGUGGUGAUUGGAACGCACAUGUGACUGACACAUACUAUUGGGACGAUGAAACUCCAUUGUACAAGCAGUUUCUCUUCCCAUGGACCGGAUACCAGAUCGACCAUGCUAAAUACCAGACCUCCACCAUCACUGCCAAGAGGAGAACAAGAGGACCAGUGGUUGAGCGUGACCUCAAGAUGUCAACUCUUGGCUGGGCAUUGGACUUUGAUACUGUCCAGACUGUUACAGAUGAAAUGAAGGAGUUUACAGUCCACACCCAAAUCUCAAAUUCAACAUGGGAAUUUCCACUUUUGGAUUUCAUUAUGAGGAAUGAAACUAAAGUGAAUGGCUAUCGUCUUGAAGGACAGAUUGCACGUAAUACUCACCAUGUCUUUGCUGAGUAUGAUGUUACCAAAGAGCAAAGAGAAACCAACCAUAACUACAGGAUGGGACUCAGGACUGAUGUUCUUGUGAACAACCCUGAUGCUGCCAUGUUCCUUAACUCUCCAGCUCUACUUAGGCUUUUUGGCGAGACUGCACUCAUUGAUGAACCUGUUGUCAUUGAUGGUGGUAUGAACUUCAGGAUUCUUGAUCAAUCAAGCCUGACUGAGGAACAUCUUAUCCAGACCAGCAUAUUCGUACCUAGCCCAAGAAAUCCUCAAAGUCAUCUUACAUAUGACUUUAAUCUCAGAUUUGAAAAUGCUACCAUCAGCAACCAGAAGGACUACUCUGUCGAAUUGACAACACCAAUUCCUCUUCUUAAGCUCCAAAAUGUCAACCUUCUGCAUCUUGUUAUUGAUAUGGAGUCCGGAGCAUCGUCUUUGGACCAUACUUACACCCUCUACGACACCCGUUACAACAAACCCCAGGUUACUGUGUCUAACAUAAUUGCCGCUGGAUGGAAGAAGCCUUCUGCAAACUGGGUAAUGGAAAUUGAAACACCGUCAAUCGUCUACUACCAGAACUAUACUGCUCUGUACUCACGUGAAAACGGACUGCAAUUCUAUUAUGAGAAUAGCCAGGACAGCAGUUUCUCUGAUCUCCUUGAUUUUACUGAAAUCAGUAACCUUUCUGUAAGACCAUCUGCUGUGUCCUUGUACUGGUCCUACCUGCACCAACUUAUAUCCACCAACGUUUCAAACAGUUUGGUUAUUGAGGGUCCAAUCACCGAAAUGAGGCUACGUGUUGUACCAAUGGUUGUGCGGGAUAUCCUUAAUAGGACCUACAACAGGGACUUCCAAAUUGUAAAGGAUCUGAUUCUAAAUAAGUUCAUCUGUAAUGUUACUUCAUCAUCUCUCACUUUACGUCAAAGUGCCAAUAUUUCUAGUCCAAUCAUUGCUAAUAUGUCAGCGUCGCAUUACAUCUUUUUGAGCCAAAGUCUCUUUGAUCAGAAGCUGACAUUUGCAGCUGAACAGAAGCGAUUAAACAUCUCAGCUGGUCUCAAUCACUCUCUGCUCAUUGAGGGUCGUGAGGUCACAUUGAAGACCGAGGGAGGCCUAACAGUAAGGACAGUACUGCGUAUGAACACCCUAACAUCAGUCAAUGUUACCGUCUUGAAAGAAGGUACACCUUUUGAUUUGGCAGCUUUGCACCAUACUGAGGUUGACUCACCUCUCAUCAAAUUCUCAACCCGCUCUUCAUCCAAUGGUGACUUUCACGGUGUUUUGAAUAUGGUGGCUAAUCAUAACACAUCCAUGACAUCGCGGUUGGGAUCUUUUGAUGUAAUUGGUAACUUUGACAUCCAUGACAUGACUUCGCCAACUCAAUUCAGCGAAAUGACUGGAAUUUUGACAUACAACCUUCAGUCUCGUAUGAUAAAUUCUUCACUGAACAGCUCAGUAAGCUUCCAAACCUUCCGAAAGCUCUUCAAAUUCAGCAAGAUCCUUGUUAAGGCUUCCCAGGACAUCAGAAGCAACUGGGUCAAUUGGAACGUUCAUGGUAAAUCUCAACUAAAAGGCUUCAGUAGUAUUUUUGAAUUUGAUGAGGUCAGUAGCAGUGUUGAAGCAAAUCUCCUCAACAAAUUUGUCAAUGGAAGCCACAGCUCUGGUAUUGCUCUUCGGGAUAUGAAUGGUCUUCUUGUCUUUAGGCAAUUUGCAACUUAUCUUAGCAAUAAUAUUACCAGCAGAUUUGUCAACAGCACUUACCAGACCCAGAUGAAUCUUGAGAAUUCUGAUGUAUCUUUCACAACUCUUGAUGGUUCAUCCAAUUACAUUCUGUCUUCUCGCCUUCUAAAUGUUACAGCAAAUAAUACUCUAUUGAUGAAUGGUUUCCGUCGCCUUUUUAACUUCGAUAGUAUUACAGGAAAGCAGAUCUGGUUUGUGAAGACAGCUUUUCUGAAUGCUACGAUGGACAACCAUAUUGCCCUGACAGAUUUCCAAAAUGCCUCAUACUUUGAGGAAAUUGCUGGCCAUGUAUCUGGAAAUGUAGAGGUUAGCUUGGCCAGGGGAAACACCAACACCACACUGCUUGUGCAAAAUGUGCGCUCGUUUACUCAGGUUUCUAAAGUGGCAGUUGACUCGUCAUCCACUUUCACCAGUCGUCUGAUGAAUUCAUCGCUAAUUGGAGGUAUGGACAUUACCAAUCACAGGUCUCUCCUUAACUUCGAUUCAAUUUCAUCAGGUAUGAACUUCACCUCCAAGAUCUUCAGCAUUUCUACAUCAAUGCAAAAUGAAGUAAGCUUUAAUGGAGUGCGGUCAUUGGCCAACUUUGACUCCAUUGCUCAUAAUUUCAGCAUGGCUGCAAACAGCCCUUUUUUUAAUUCAAGUCUGACUGAGGCCAUCUCUCUAGAAAACUUCAGGAAAGUCAACCAAUUUGACUUGGCAUCCGCAGAGGUUAUUGCUUCCUUCAACACAAUCCUCCUCAACACCUCCUACCAUCAAAUUCACAAGGUUCAAGACAUGGCAGGUUGGUUCCAAUAUCCUCUUGCAGAAACUGUCAUUAUUGGAAACCUUACUACGUCAAAGCUGAAUGUAUCUGGAUUAUAUGAAGGUAGAAUUGUUGAUAUGAAUGCACCAUUCCAAUAUGCCAGCAGCAUUGCCAAGGUCGAAUAUGUAGUAAAUAAUAGGUUCCUCAAUAUCGAAGGUUUCCAUGGAGUUGAAGUGGACAACAUGAGAGGUAUCUUUGACUUUACAAGAAUCAAUGGCACAAUUUCCCAUGCUGUAUCUACCCCUGUUACCCGCAUGAGCGUUGGUGGACUCCUUGAAAUGAACAACUUCCAGAGGCUCUUUACUUUUGAUCUUAUGAACGUCACAACCUCGAAUGAAUUCAUUAUUACUCCGCUAAGGACAACAUUUGCUGCCUACAAUGGAGGGUUGUCUCUGCAGGGCUUUGAAAAGUUUAAUAAAUUUGAAUCCAUUAUUGGAAAGUCAAAGGGUGCUGUUCUUACGAGGUGGACCAACUGGACCAUGAAUGUGGAAUCUACCUUUUCUGGUGUCCGUUCAUUCUUGAACUUCGACCGAUUGGACAUUUCUGGACAAAAUGAAUUCACAGGUCCCUUCUUAGUAAUCACUUCUAACACUACCAACUUUGUCACUGGAUCAAAUGGUUUCUUCAAGGCAUCAAAUGCAACAACCAAGAGCAUGUUUGGACUUAUAUCUCGCAUUGGAAAGGUUGACUCCGGCGCAACUUGGUCUGUUAGAGAUAUCGCAGGUCCAUUAACAUUUGCAGCCAAUGUCUUUUCUACAAAUGUGAACAUCAGCACACCUUUCAUGAAGACUGGCUCUAAAUUCGAUGUUGAAAUGGAAAACUGGAUGAAUGUCACUACUUUUGGAAAGUAUGAAGCUUCUGCUGUUAAUGACAUCCAUACCAGAAUUGCAACAUGGAAUGUUCUUUCACAUUUCAGACUGGACAACAUGGCUGGUAUCCUUACCUACUCUCGAAUGGAAGGAUGUGCAUCAUCCAACUUCUCUAGCAUCAUCUCAUCUUUGUAUACAAGCGUAAAUGGCCACAUCAACAAUCAAGCUGGGCCCCUGAACUACGGGGAAAUGGUCAUAGUUACUCAAGGAAAUUUUAGUUCUUGGCCUAUUAAGAUGCAAGGUGGUACCCAGUUAAAUGUCCAGAACAUGGCCGGCUUCAUGACAUAUGACAGCAUUACUGGUUCUGCCUCAGGAGACAUUACAAACAGGUUCUUGAACACUACAGCCCAAACUAGUCUGACUGCAAAUAUUGGGACUGGGCUCUUCAAGGUGCAACUUGCUAAUGUUUCGUCAGCUCUAACUGUGAACACAUCAUUCACACGGGAAAUCAAAGCCUCCAGCUCCGCUCAGGUUACUGAUUCAAGAAACCUGUUCAAGUUUGAAAAUGCAGCUAUCAAGGGCGAGUUUUCUUUCUUGACAUCAAAGAUCAACAUGACUGGCAAUGCUUACUCAACCCUUACCAACUUUGAGAACAUCACGACCUUUGAAUCAGUAGAAUCAACUGCUGUAUUUGAUGUAGCAAGUAGAUUCCUGAACUCUUCAUCAAGAGGCGUCAUGGAGAUGCAUGGUUUCGAGAGGUUGUUCAGAUUUUCUGAUGUCAAAAUCGGUGGAUCCACUGAAAUCAAGUCUAUCUUGGCAAAUCUAACAACCGAAGCAGGAAUCGACUUCAGCAACUUCCAGAGUGUCUUUACUUUUGAACGUGUCAACAGCUCAGCUCUUGUUUCCUUCAGAUCUAGACUAGCAACCAUCGAAAGCAAAACUGGCAUGGAGAUGAACAACUUCAGGGGAGUAAUGGCCUUUGAUCGUGUUAACGGUAGCCUUAUCACUGAUUUCAAUAGCAAGCUUAUCAAUUCCACUACACUUGCUGACUUUGCUUUAGAGGGAUUCGAAUCACUCUUCAUUUUUACCCGUGUUGCAGCAUCAGCUGAAUCUGUUGUAAACAACAAGAUUUUCAACUCGUCUGUUGUGGCAGACUUCUCAGUAAGUGACUCUACAUGCUUCUGCAAAUUUGACAAACUUGUUGCUCGAUCUACUGGAUCAUUGACUUCUAGAUUUGCAACAGGACGUGCUAUUGGCAUCGUUGAAGUAAAGAAUGUACGUAACCUUACCAGCUUUGAUCUCUUCAAUGUAACAUCAGAAGCCCGCUUCACUAGCAGACCAAUGACUGCUAUGACAGAGGCCAUUUACACCAUAAAGAAUCAUCGCAGCCUUUUCAACUUUGACCAAGUGCGAAGCCGUAUUUACGGCAAUAUUCAGAGCAAGUUGGUAAACAGCAGCACUCUUUUUGAGUCUCAGAUGAACAACUCUCAGUCACUCCUCGUUUUUGAUAGUGCAACAAGCCGAUUGUACAGCAAUGUCUUCAACAGAUGGAUAGAGAGCAGUGCAGUGUUUGAAUAUCAGAUGAAUAAUUCUCGCAACAUCCUCAACUUUGAUGCUGCCAAAUCUAAAGUGAUGUUCACACUUCGUACUCCGGUAAAUGAUGCCCACUUUAGUGGCCAACUAAAUUUCAUAAACUUUGCUAACAUAACGCACUAUGGAGAAGUAUCUGCUAUGGCUAUUGGAAAUAUUACAAGUCCACUUAUCAGAGCUGCAGGAAUUACCAAGGUCAAUGUUACAAACAUGGCUGGAAUUAUGUCUUUUGAAAAGGCUCUUAUAGAUUCAUAUGCAAAUGUUGAAUCACGACUUAUCAACACCACACUCGAAAACUCGGUUGUAUUAAAAGGUUUCGAGGGAAUCACAUAUUCCUACAUUGGCCAUCGCCUUGUAUUCCUUUGGGUUGAUCCUAUUAAUGAUGUCAUUGUAAAAAAUGGUCUAGAUCUGACAACAUUGAAAGACAUAUCUCAGCUCUUCAAUAUCACUUGGGCUACCCCUAAGGGAACAGUUGUCUUCAAUCAGCGCCUCAAUUAUGAAACUCUGGUGGCUACCAUCAAGCUUCCAUCCAUCGGUCUGAUUUCUGCUGGAGCAAAUCUCAACACGUUUGGAGACAUCUUGACUUUUUACAUUGACCAUGAAUUAUUGAAGGACAACUUCAAGUCAGUCAAUGACAUCACAUGGCUAUUGAGAUUAAAUGAGAGUAAUGUGAUCUACAGCAACUUCAGCUGGAACCCAGAGACAGUUGCAGAGAUUGUGGACAUCACUGUAGGAGCAAUUAACAGUAACUACAAUCAUACCAUCUUCAUUGCCAAUAGCACCAUCAACAGGGUCAUGGAAGUUGCUAAUCGCACCCUCACACACACCAGAAGGAUGACCAACUGCACCAAGUGUUUCAUGCACUACACCAUGAUGUUGGCGAAUGAGACUCUCACUUCCACAUUUUCACAGCUCAACCAAUCUGUCUUCACCCAAGCUCUGAAACUGAAUGAAACUCUCUACACCCAAUUGAAGAAAAUGAACCAGACCUUCUACACCCAGCUCAGAGCUCUGAACCAGACAUUAUGCACCCAGAUGCAGAAACUCAAAGAGACCAUCACCUACGCUCGAAGCAACCCCAGGGAAUUUAUCAGCCAGUAUGUCAACCUAACAAAGUUGAAUGAAACUGUAACAAGGAUCAAUGCUACCAUUCGGGAGCUAUAUUCCAAGCUCCGAUACAACAUUACUCAUCCUAAAGAAACCAUUGAGAACAUCAAGAUACUCAUCAAGUAUGAAGAGCGCUGUGAACAAAUCAUGUGGGUGUUGGAGAAUCGAGAAACCAUCAAGACCCGGGCUAAGAAUUACUUGAAUGAAAUGAGAGCUAACAUUACCAAGAAGGCUAAAGCAGCUGUUGAUGACUUCAAGGAGCGUAUCAAGUAUGACGCAAGAUUGGAGAAGCUUAACAACUAUAUCCAAACCAGAUUCAAUGUUCCCAAAUUCGAAGAGAAAAUUAUGGAAUUGAUGGCAAAGUUGGGCGAGAUCAAGGAAAAAAUAGCUGAACUCAAAACGAGGAUUGGAGAAAGGCUCAGUGAGAUGAAGAUGAGCAUUGCCUCCCUCGACAAGGAAAUGGUCAAGGGAAAAAUCAACGAACAACUCAAUGCACGACUGAUGAAGGCCAACAAAUUCAUCGUCUACUACCUUAACAGCACCACCACUGAUUCCAUUUCAAGCUCUAUCUUCAUUAAUUACAAGGAUGAUGCCCAAGUCCAGGAACUAAUGCGCAAGGUUAUCCGCAUCAGACCACGCAAUGUUAUUGAUAUCAUCAACAAGACAAGUGUAAUGGAAACAAAGAACCUGGCCAUGGAAGUGAAAGAAAAUAUGAUCACCCAACUUGAACUGCUGAAUCAAACUACUUUCCGCUAUGUCAAUAAGACCUACCUGAAUGAAACCAUCAAACAGGCUAUUGAAAUACUUAAAGAAUGGAAUUCCACCCUCAAUGAGUAUGUCUAUGUUGAUGUUAUCAAGGGAGACAUGGAGCUUGUCUUCAAUAUCUCAAAGGAAAAGUUAGUUAACAUGACCAGAGCAACAACUCUCUUUGUCAAGUCAAAGGCUGACCUUAUCAAAGCAUUCCUUAAGGAACAGUGGGAUGCACGCCCAAGAUCUCUUGAGGAGCUCAAAGAACGUCUGAUGGCAAUACAAACCAUUGCAGCUGAUUACAUCAGAGGAAGGUACAACAUUGACGUUGAUCAAAUAAUUGAAAGGGUCAUUGAUGAAUACAGGAACAGGAAACAACAGGUAGAUGAAAUCAUUGUCCGUAUGGUCAACGAGUACAUGAAGAGGAAAGAGCAGAUUGAUGAGGUCGUAACCAAGAUCAUCGCUAUCUCCAAGAAUGAAACCCAUCCAGUGAACAUGCUUCCUCUCUGCUACUUCAACAGAACCAUCUAUCAGAUCGUUCAACCUCCUGUCGAUAUAACACGGAACCUAACAGUCCUCUACAGCAAGAUGGCAGCAAACCUCACUAAGGUUUAUAGCAAGAAAGUAGCCGACAACAUUGAGGUCUACAGCAAGAUGGCAGUCAACCAAACCAAAGUGUAUUCUCGUAUCGCUCUGGACAAAAUGAAGGCUCUAAGAAAGAAAUAUACUCCUAUUGUGAUGACAGAAAUGCAGAAAUACAAAGUGAAAGCACUUCAGAAGGGCAAGAUCGUAAAGGAUACAUCAAUCAUGUAUUUCAACAUGGCUAAGGGAAAUGCAACCCUGUUCUAUGAGAAGUACGCUCCAAUCGUCAAUGAGACCAUUCGUACCUUCAUUUGUGAUGCCAAGCAACGUCUCUUCAACUUUACCCUGCAGAUUCGCUUUAAGACUGACCACUUUAUCAACAUGUCCAUACAGUUCCUUGAACCUCACGUGCAACUUUAUCGUGAGAGAAUCUAUACUGCAAAUAUGAUGGAACGAGUUCGUCAACUUCCUGCCAAGACCGAGGCUUACUUAAUGGAAGCAGCUGAAUACCACAUCGAAAGAUAUCCAGAGUAUAAGCAGAAAACCAUCCAAAACAUUGAUGAAAUGAAGAUAAAGCUUGAGGAAUUGAAGGUCAAUCUCACAAGGUUUUACCAAGAAGUGAAAGCCAACAUGACAAGAAUGCUUGAAGAAUUGAAGGAGAAUACAAAAGAGUUGUACAACAAAACCAAAGAGAAAGCUCUCGAUAUGUACAAUAUACGAAAAGACCAAUUCAAAGCCCUCAAACUGCAGGCUCAGGAUAAAUGGCAUGAAUGGCAACCAAUCAUCUUGAAGAACAUGAAUAUCUACUGGACAGUACAAGCCAUAAUUUCUGCAACAAAAGAUGAAUACUCACUGAUCAACGAGUUACCAAUGAGAUUAAUGGAAACAACCAUCUUUGAACUCGGUCAAGACCUCAAAGCAUACAUCCAUCAACUUGCAGAAGAACUGGUUGAAACGGCUAAGAUGAGCAUCAAGGACCGAACAAGUCUUCUCAACAAGUACCCUGUGAGGUACCUGGAUAUGACUAUCUUUGAGGUUGGUAACAUCUCAUAUGGAAAGAUCCUUGUAGCUUCAAAUCUGACCAGAUUCUAUGCAAACAUGACACUGACAAGGAUCAAUUCUUCUUUGGUGAUGGUAAACAAGACCUUCUAUGAUGUCUUGAAUGUAUCCAACACCAAACUAAGAGAGGUUGUUCUUCCCAUCCUGAACCAAACUGCCAGGGACAUCAUUUUCUUCAUCAACCGCACCCGUUCUCAGCCAUGGAGGGUUACCAUCAAUGAGACAAUGUGCUUCCUCAACAGGACAUCUGCCAUCCUAAGGAACAAGGCCAAUGAGACCUUCAUCAUUUUCCAAGCUAAAGCCAUCGAAGCAUGGCAGAAUCUUACAUCAGAAGAGAGCAUUGCCAAAAUGAAGAUGUACCUAAACAACACCAAAGAUCAGAUUAUCAGGAGUCUGAAAGUUGCCAAUGAAACCAUCUACAUGAUACGCAACAAGAGCAUCAAUCUAGUCAUCUAUGUCAGAGAUGAGACCCGUCUCCUCAAUCUCUCCAAAGAGUAUGCACUUCUUGCCAAGGACCUGACCAAGAAUUCCAUCUACCAAGCCAGGAACAUGACAUUGCAGACAAUCAACUAUGCCCGUAACAUGACCAACACCAUCAUGACUUAUAUCCAGGGACCUGCCAAAGAUUUCACCAUGGAAUAUGUGACAUAUGUGAACAACACAAUAGCAGGAUGGGCCAUUCGCUACUAUGAAGUAGACCAAUUCCCAUCAAAGGCCAGUGCUUACAUUGCUGCCAUUAAGCCUGUUGAGAGGACAAUCAAUCUGACCAUGAUUGCCCUCAACCAGACCCGUCACCUGACUGAAUUGGCCUUCAACCGAAGUAAAGAUAUGACCCGCUAUGCUCUUAACGAGACCAUCGUCAUGACGCAGUAUGCGCUCAACCAGACUCGCAUCAUUACUGGCCAGGCAAUUAAGAAUGCCAGUAUUCUGACUUGGCAGGCAAUCAACCGUACCCGCACUCUCAUCAGAGAUACUCUCAACUCCAUUGGUCGUCUUGAUGACCACAGCUUUGCCAUGAACAUCUCUCAUCCAUUCAACUGGACAAGCUUCCGGAGUUUACCAAGACCCAGCAACAACCAGAUCCAGUACAUCAAGGAUAAGAUGGCACAGCUCAACGUCACUCUACAAAAGAUUUGUGUGAACAUGACAGAGCGAUAUUACAAUUACUCAAGGAUGGUGAACGAUUACUAUCAGCUUCAGAAGCCAAUGAUUGAUGAGAAGAUUGAGCUUUUCCGUACCAAACUCCAACAAUACAGAGCCAUUCUUGAGGAGAAGAUUGAUCAGUACCAGGUAAUCUUUGAUGAAUACAAGCAAAAGUUCAAGGAGCAGAAAAACGUUUACCAGCAAAAGUGGGAAACCGAAUGGAAGCCUCGCCUAAUGGAAAAGAAGAACCAAAUCUUGACCUGUUGGAGGGAGGAAAUCAAGCCUAAAAUCAACGAGAUGAUCACCAAUUUGACCAAUUUCAUCAAGGACCCUGAAUUGCUGACCAAUCUCAAACAAAUUGCUCUCCAAUUCAAGACGGAGACUCUACCUGAAUGGAAGAGAGUAAUCCUUGAAGAGAAAUACCCCGAGCUCAAGAUGAUAAUUGUGGAGAAGUAUUCUGAAAUCAAAAUGGAAGUCAUCACUCAAUAUGAGAUUGCUAAGGAAAUCUUUGAGGAGCUCAAACUCAAUGCUACUAUCUUCCGACAGAAGGCAAUGACCAAGGUGGAGUCUCUGAAGACAAAAGCUCUGGAGAAGUGGAAUGAACUACUUCAGAAGAUCGAGGAUAUCAAGCAGGACUGGCCAGAAACUUAUAAAAAGAUCAAGGCUGAUAUUGAGGCAGUCAGGGUUGAUCUCAAGACCAAACUGUCUGGAUAUAUCAACAAGAUCCUUACACUUCUUCAAGAUCUCCGCAUCCCUGUUGAGCUUCUUCCCCUCGAACACAUUAAGAUCUACAGCCCCUGGAAAUACACUGCUAUGAUCUUCGGGGAGAACCAUGUCAUGACAUUUGAUGGCAAGGUAUACAGCCUGCCUGCAUAUGCUGAUGAGGUACAGACCUACGUCCUUGCUCAUGACUACGUAGACCGAAACUUCACUCUUUUGGUACAGAAGAAGCGUGUCACCCUCGUUAUCCGCAACACAAGUGUUGCAAUUGAUGAUGAGAAUGUUGUCCAUGUCAAUGGAUUACCAACCCUACAGGAAUUGCCCUACCAGACACCAAUCAGCAAGGAGGUGACCAUAAUGGCCAAGGGUCCAUGGGUAAAUGUCACAUCAACAAAGGGAAUCGCUCUCUCCUGCCACGUUGAUCACUUCUUAUGUAUCUUCCAUUUGAGUGGUUGGUACCAUGGAAAAUCUCGAGGACUAUUUGGCAACAUUGAUACAGAGCACCACAAUGACUUCAUCCUGCCAGAAGGUGGUAUAACAACCGAUGUGGCAGAGUUCAUUUCAGCAUAUGAUGUCUCACCAUAUACAUCACGAAAUGUUGUUCCAUCUCGAUUCGGAGCUUGCCGAUCAAAUGCCGAUGAGUGCCGCAACAGGUUCCUUGCUGAAGAAUCACCAUUGAAUGCUACCUUCAGGGACAUCAACCAAGUUGAGUUCUACAACUUCUGUGUUGAAGAGACAUCGAAGUGCCAUACCGUAUGUGAAGCCACCAAUCCUGUUGCCACCUUGGGAAUGCACCUGCUUUGCGAUGUCACCUAUGAACAGAACUGCUUGGACUGCACCCCAGGGGAAGUUAGCCAAGAGAACAUGCGAUCAACAAGCACUGCAGACAUUAUCUUUGUGGUGUCUGAAACUGUAGCAAUGGCUGAAGACAAUAUCAUCAAGUCCAGUAUGAAGAAUAUCAUUAAUGAAAUGGACAGGAAGCUUCAAAACAUAAAUGAUGUAAGGUAUGGAAUUUCGGCAUAUGGUGGAGCUGACAUCCAUGGACGACCACAUGUCCAUACACUCUGUGGCCAUUUGAUGGACAGCAGCCUUGACUGUGCUUCCCGUGGUGUUGACAGCUUGGUCUUCGCAGGAGCAGUGCCUGGUGAUGCUAUGGGUGCUAUCCAGCUUGCUGUUAGCUAUCCAUUCCGCAAGGAGGCUGCCAAGAUCAUAAUCUUGAUUGCUGAUGAAGAUAUUAUGGAGGAGAGUACUAACUAUAUUGAAUACCUAUUAAAGAUCAACAACAGCAGAACAGCUAUUCAGAAGCGCCUUGAGCGUCAAGGAAUCACUUUCAACGUCUUCUCAUCUUACCCCACUCUGAACAAGAAGAGUACAGAUUCUCCAAUCUUGGGAGUUGACUACCUUGGCACACAGAUCAUCGACAAGAAGAACAGUGCUGAAGAGGGUACAAGUCGUCUUGCCAUCCCAACAGGACAGUAUGCCAAGCUUGCUAAGGCUACUCGUGGUUCUGUACUUGGUCUCCGAUGGCUACAGACAGGGCAUCGUGACCUGAACACCAUGCUUCCGAAACUGAUUUUGUCACAGAUCGAACCCCAAGCAAGUGGGCAGGUCGACUUCACCUGUCGCUGUGUGAUCGGCAUGUAUGGAGAGUCACGCAAUGAAUGCCAGAUCAGUCGACAUGCCGACCCUUAGUUCUCAACACGACAUCCCUGUAACACCAGCUGAACAUUCUUGGCAAUUGCAUAUUAACUAUAAUGAAUGGAUUAUGAAUAUUGAAUACAUUUUUGUAUUGGUUCUAAAUCAAUAUCAUUUUUAGAUACUACUACAAAAUAGAUUGUGAAUUACAGGGAUAGGAAAAAUCUCUAAUGCCUCUGGGUUACCUCUUAUAGUGCCCAGGCUGUAUAUAAGUGAAAACGGACUAUAUGUAUUUUAAAUCAAGCAAUUUCUUCACUGAGAAAGAUAUACUUAUAUAUAUGUUGAUGAAAACAUAUCAAUGUUUAUAGCAUAACAGUAUAAUAUCUCUCAAUCAUUGUAUGCUAACAAAUGAUUUUUGAGAAGGAACUUACAGAUCUGGGCCCCAUCUUACAACGAGCUGCGAUUGAUCUGAUCAAUCUUAACUAUGGAAAGCCAGCAACGCCCACAUUUAAAGUGCAUGUUUGUUAAAAAUAUUUUAUAGAUAUGAUGUGUAAUUGUUUUCUUGACAAUUUGGUGAGUUCGCCUUUGAUUACAAAGGACAUUUAGCAAAUUUCAUGUUGACAAAAAAUUGACACUGAUGGAUUUCUCUAGAGUUACGAUGGAAUGGAUCAAUUGUAACUCUUUGUAAGACGGGGCCCUGGUAUUGGAUCAUUUUUUUAGAAUAAAACAGCUGCAAUCGGAAACGACAGAGGACUAGCUCAGUUCUGUUUCAUAACAAUUUUCAUGCACGAAAUUUAAUCAAGUACGCCUCUUUGGAAUUAUUUUAAAGGGCAAUUUGGUUUCUGCAACUCUAUGUCUAAUCCAUGAUUUGGUAAAAACUUCUACCUAACAAAACGCCUUGGCACCACAUGAGUUACAGUAAAUUUGACAUAAAAUUGAAGAUUACUAUCAAAAGUGGACACCUUUGUAAUUGUAUUUCUUUUAUCAACAUCUACAGCCCUCUAGUGUCAUGAGAAAAGAAGCUACCAUAUCAAAUAUCUGAAGCACUAUCAUUAUGGUUGAUUCCCCAAUACCAACAAUACAAAACAUAGUGUAAAAAUACAGAAUUUCACAAAUUUGGCUACAAUCAUUUCUUGAACGGAAUUUAAGGAGUAAGCCAUGUUACAUUGGCACUGUCAGAAAUCUCAUCAUAAAAGUGUCUGAAGCAAUCCUACUCUUUUUAAUCACUUCAUAUCCUAUAAAAUGUUUAUAAAAGAAAUUGCCUAGAAAAAAUGGAUAAUAAACUGCUGCAAGUAUAAAACCAAACUUUGUUGUAUAUCUUUAUUCGGAUGGUUUUACUUAUGUACACACAGGCUGUGCUUACAAUAAAUGAACAGAACCACUGCAACUUCUUAUACAAUUGAUGCAAUUUUAUCAUAUUAAAUUACUAUUUCAAGCAUGGCACUGUUUCUGGAUUAUAGUCACUUUUUACGUAAUGUAAUUACCAUGGAAACAUUAUGAUUGGUUGUUGAGCCCUUUUAAUGUUGAUGUUUCAAAAUAGCAAAAUCAACCCUGAAAAAAGUUUGUUGUCAAAAUAGCAUAAAAUAUAAUAAAAGACAUUGGUGAAUGUUUGAGGAAAAUCUGUUAAAGAUUUAGAAAGUUAUCAGAAUUUUAAGUUUUGGAUUUGUGACGUCGUAUAAGAGUACCUGCCGCAUAUGUUAUGUCAUAUAAAAUGCAUAAAUUUCUAUUGGUUUGUGAUGACUUAUUUUUGUUUUCUUUUUAGGAAAAGUUGUGAAAUGAUUUGUCUAUUGAUAUACUGAAUGUACAGUAAAAACCAUAUUUUAGAUUUUCUGAGAAAAUGACAUUUUCAUUGAUUUUUAUCACACAAUAUGUAGGAAAGGUGCUCACAUAUGACAUCACAAAUCAAAUGAUUAAAAUUCUAAGAACUUUUUAAUUUUUCUCAAACCUUUUUCAUUACUUUUUCUGCUAAUUUUACAAUAAAUGUUUUGUUGUGGUAAACUUCCCUUUAAUCAUAAGUUCUUUAUGAAAUGGGCCUUUAACUUUUGGGACGAAUCUGUGCCCAGUUACUUCGCGACUUUGUUUCAUUGAAACUGCAAUAUAAUGAUUAAAUUCAUUUAAAAAAAAUUGAAACGGUGGGACAUGUCACUGGCUUACAGUAAUCUUGUAAAAGAAAUUUGGCAUUCUAUUUUAUCUGACAAGUUAUUUUUUUUAAUGGCAGCAAUGACCUCUUUUAAAUCUCUCAGUUUUGCAUUGGUGCAUUUUGUCUUACAACCCUACAGUUGUAGGGGAUUUCUUAAGUGUGUUGUUUGAUUUGGUAUUUGACCCCUUGGCUAAAAAAUAAAAAUGAAAAUCCAUAUGUUAUUGUUCGAAAUAUGAAAAUUAAAAAUAUUCAAAAAAUUCAUAUUGCCCUAUUGAUCGUGGGCCCGGCAGCCACUGUUAAGCGCCAGAUCAACGAGGCUCUAUCCCUUCAAUGUUGAACGCAUUGUGUAAUCAUCAUAUGGCUAUUUUUUUUUUUCUUUCAGUGAUGGUUUGCUGUACAGUCAUAACUAGAAAUUGUUAGAACAAAAAAGAACAUAAUCAUUCAAGGUAGUAAUGUUUGAUUUGGAGCAAUUCACACUUUAUUCAAGUUUACGAAAUGUGAAAUUAAAUAUGUGCACAUGAAGCAAACCAACAUUUUCAGGGUUUCAUGUACACUGACUGAAUACUGGGUUGUUGAUU